Molecule: messenger RNA, 4796 nt
Organism: Oncorhynchus tshawytscha (Chinook salmon)
Lineage: Eukaryota; Metazoa; Chordata; Actinopteri; Salmoniformes; Salmonidae
Product: long-chain-fatty-acid--CoA ligase 4
Exons: 15
Coding region: 520-2652 (710 amino acids)
Biological process (GO): long-chain fatty-acyl-CoA metabolic process; neuron differentiation; long-chain fatty acid metabolic process
Cellular component (GO): endoplasmic reticulum; plasma membrane; lipid droplet
Molecular function (GO): arachidonate-CoA ligase activity
Source: RefSeq, a predicted model, not a curated record
CAGUUUUAAUAGAUGUGUUCUCUGGAAAUAUAAUGAAAAAAGGGUUAGUCACAGUCAGCCCUGAGUACGUUGAGAUGACUACUGUAGAGAGGAACCGUAUCACUUCCUGUCCAAUACACUCUCCUAUUGGAUGAGAGCAGUUGUGGGUGGAAGCAGGAGACUGUAUGUUAGCUCUUUGUGAGUGCAGCUGAGUUAACGAAAAACCUGAGACAGGGAGUGAAGAAUAAACAUCUUGUGUCGAAUAAACAAUAUCUCGACCAGGCUUUUAGUUUAAGGAAAGAGGAAGAGGUGUUGUUAGCGUACUUCAGAACAGUAGAGCUAGCAUCACAGACCUCUUGUGUCAAGCCUUUCCAUUGAACCGUCUGGGUGCAUGUGCUGCUACCUGUCCAAUCUGUAAUUACCGCCACCUGCUUUGGCAACCUUUCCAUGACCUGAGAGCUGAGCCGUCUGAACUCUCCCUGAAGCAGACGCUUCUCCCUCAAGUCUCUUUUUCUCUCCACUUCUGCCUCACCUUCAACCAUGAGGUUCAAAGUAGACAUGCAUUACAUAGUGUUCUCGCCUGUGUACCUGUUGAUGUGGCUGUACACGCUCAUCACGUUUAUCCCAUGGUAUUUCCUCACUGAUGCUGGGAAGAAGAAAACCAUGGCAAAGAGAGAGAAAGCCAAGUCCACCACAGGCAAAGCAGAGGGCCCCUAUCGUUGUGUGGAGAACUUUGACAACCUGGCCCGGGAGGACUUUGAGGGAAAGGACACUCUAGACAAGCUGUUUGAGCAUGCAGUGCAGCGCUUCGGCAACACAGACUGCCUGGGCACCAGGGAGCUCCUAAAUGAGGAGAACGAGACGCAACCCAGCGGCAAAAUCUUUAAGAAGCUGAUCCUGGGGGAGUACAGGUGGCUGUCCUAUGACGAGGUGGACCAGAUCAUCAGUCAUCUAGGUAGUGGACUGGCAGCCCUGGGCCAGAAGCCCAAGAGUACCAUCGCCAUCUUCUGUGAGACACGAGCAGAGUGGAUGAUCACUGCACAGGCCUGCUUCAGACGCAACUUUCCAUUGGUCACUCUGUAUGCCACCCUGGGGGAGGAGGCAGUGGCCUAUGGCCUGAAUGAGUGUGGGGCCACUCACCUGAUCACCAGCACAGAGCUACUGGAGACUAAACUCAAGAGUAUUUUGCCAGAAAUGCAUAACCUGAAGCACAUUAUCUAUGUGGACAACAAGAGCAUCAGAAGGACGGGUUACCCAGAGGGCAUUCAGAUCCACAGCAUGCAGGCAGUACAAGAGCUGGGAGCCAAACCUGACAACUUGAGUAUAGCUGUGCAGCGGCCCCAGCCCACAGACCUGGCUGUGGUCAUGUACACCAGCGGCUCCACAGGACAACCCAAAGGAGUCAUGAUCAUCCACAGCAAUCUUAUUGCUGGCAUGACGGGCCAGUGUGAGAGGAUCCCAGGCCUGGGGCCGAAGGAUACCUACAUUGGCUACCUGCCUCUAGCUCAUGUGCUGGAGAUGACUGCUGAGAUCUCAUGUAUGACGUAUGGCUGCAGGAUUGGCUACUCUUCCCCACAAACACUCUCUGACCAGUCAACAAAAAUCAAGAAAGGCAGUAAGGGAGACUGCUCUGUGUUGGGGCCUACUCUGAUGGCAGCUGUUCCGGAAAUAAUGGACCGCAUCUACAAGAAUGUGAUGAACAAGGUGCAGGAGAUGAGCUAUGUGCAGAGGACUCUGUUUAAACUGGGCUACAACUACAAACUGGAACAGAUCAAAAUGGGCUAUGAUGCCCCUCUCUGCAACUUGCUGCUGUUUAAGAAGGUGAAGGCUCAGCUGGGAGGGAACAUCAGGAUGAUGCUGUCAGGAGGGGCGCCCUUGUCCUCCGCCACACAGCGAUUCAUGAACAUCUGCUUCUGCUGCCCUGUGGGACAGGGCUACGGCCUCACAGAGACCUGCGGAGCAGGUACCAUCACAGAGGUGGCAGACUACAGCACUGGGAGAGUAGGAGCCCCCCUCAUCUGCUGUGAGGUCAAACUACGAGACUGGGUUGAGGGUGGAUAUACCAGUCAGGACCAGCCCCACCCGCGUGGAGAGAUCAUGAUUGGUGGGCCCAACGUUACCAUGGGUUACUAUAAGAGUGAGCACCUGAACAAUGACUUCUGGGUGGAUGAGCAGGGCCAGAGGUGGUUCUGUACCGGGGACGUGGGGGAGAUUCACCCUGAUGGCUGUCUGCAGAUAGUGGACCGUAAGAAGGACCUGGUCAAACUGCAGGCUGGAGAAUACGUGUCCUUGGGGAAAGUGGAGUCUGCUCUGAAAAACUGCCCCCUUAUUGAAAACAUUUGUGCAUAUGCAAACAGUGACCAGAACUAUGUGAUAAGCUUUGUGGUACCGAACCAGAAGCAGCUGACAAUUCUGGCCAAUAAGAACGGCAUCAGUGUCGCCUGGGAGGAGAUCUGUAACCAUCCGGCCAUGGAGAAAGAGGUCUUGAAGGCCAUCAAAGAGGUGGCUACCUCAAUCAAACUGCAGCGUUUUGAGAUCCCAGUGAAAGUGCGUCUGAGCCCAGAGCCCUGGACCCCUGAGACUGGCCUGGUGACGGACGCAUUCAAACUGAAAAGGAAGGAGCUGAAGAACCACUUCCAGACUGAUAUCGAGAGAAUGUACGGAGGGAAGUAGAGCCACUAUCUGAUCUAACCUAAGAACGGUUUCCUGACAACUUUCACCAGUGGAAUGUGUGUGUAUGAUUGCGUGCGUGUGCAUAUGCUUCAACGCACGUGUGAAACUCCACGGCGGGCUGAGUGUCUGCGGGAUUUCGCUCAUCCCUUGUACUUGAUUGAUGAAAUAAGGUCACUAAUUAGUAAGGAACGCACCUCACCUGGCUGUCUGUCUUAAUUGGAUGGAAAAAUCAAAAACCUGCAGACACUUUGCCCUCUAUGGAAUGAGUUUGACACCCUGCUUCACAGCAUUAUGUCUGUGAACUGUAGAAUUGUCUUUCCACGUUGUCUCUUUUGUCACAUUAUGAAUGUCAGUCCAUAAAGUUCAGCACAGAGGGAUCAGCUGGUUAGUUACGGCUAUUUGUGUUGGAGAUCGCACAGCGUUGUGUAAAACGCCAUUCGAAUGCAAGUCUUGUAUUUGCAUAUUGUAAUUUGCCUUUGGGAUUUAUUAUGACUUGUCUGUAAAUACUACUAUUUUUGUGUCUAAUUGAGGUAGGAGUCAUAAUGGCCUUUCUCAAUGAGAUUUGCUCAACUCUGGAGUCCUCUCUUCUCUGUCCCAGCUGGCCUCCUUUUGAGAAAGGUCAACAUAAUUGAUGAAAACAUUUUUGCUGCCCCCUAGUGAGCAAGCCCCCACAGUGCUGCUGUAUGAAUUGUUUGCUUGUUCUGUACAUAGGAUCACAUUAUUGCCACGCAACUGCCGAGCCCCCACAAUCCUUUAGGCUAUUGCACAUAGAUCAAACCUGAGUGUAACUUUGGCCAUUUCUGUCACCUGUGCUUGUGUAAUUUAUGUUUUCAUGUUUUGAACCUGCUCAUGACAUUGUUAUAGUGACCCAACCCAAGUAUGUCACGUUAUGUUUUAGAUUUUUCAGAUACUAGGUAAAUGGUUAAUGUCAUACUUGCUAUGUUCCAGCAUGGAUUAUCAUUUUUAUUUGAGCAAAAAUGAAGAUAGUCCUUUAGCCUUCUUUUUCAUGCUGAUCUCUUCCUAUAACUCUGUAUACUGUACAAUAUUUAUAGUCUUAGAUAAUGUUUCAAGUCAUCUUUAUAAUGUACUGUAAUAGUUCUACAUUUCUGACCUAUGGAUAUGCCAACUUAAUAGCCUAUACUCUUAAAUAAUUUGACAUUUUGUGACAAAGUUUAUCGAGAUAUGAAAUACUCAAUAUAAUUCAAUGCAAUUUUAAUUAUAUGAUGUUGAAAAUCCAAUUGAGUUGCAUGUGUAAAGAACUUCUAUUUAAAAUAUUUUGUAUGUAUAUGAAGGUCAAGUUAAACGUUGAACCAUUUUACAUUUUUUGGAUGAAUUUGUACUGUUGAACUGUUUAAAGGUCACAAUUGUGCUUCUUGAAACUUUGUGUGGAACCUUAAUGAAAAUGCUGUGUAUCAGCAAGUUUGCGUUAUCAUUCGGAAGCUGUUUAAUGUGGCAUAUAAUGCAGUAGAAGAGAAUUGAUGGGGUUGUGACAACUGAAACGUGCAAAUCAAUGCCAAAAAUAAUAUUCCAGGAUGCAUUGCAUUCAUAACAUAUAUAAUACCAUUUAACGAUUUUGCAAAUAUCCCCAAUGGCCAACACAUUGGGGUGAGACAUACUGUUCAACUUAGCCAUGAUACCACUCUAAUCCAUCGAGUCCUAUCACGGAUAUGUUCCAAUAGGAGUAAGAAAGGUCAAACCAUUUUUUUUGUGACUGUUUUAUUAUUCUUGUACUCAGGGUUACAUCCACCAAGAAUGCAACUGCGGUAGUAUUUAUUUUGAGACCAACCUUUAAUCUUAUGUUAAUUGUGAAGCACUUAGGUUGUGUUUACAAUGGCAGCCCAAUUCUGAUAUUUUUUCCACUAAUUGGUAUUUUGACCAAUCACAUCAGAGCUUUUUCAGAGCUGAUUGGAUUAAUCAAAAUACCAAUUAGUUCAAACAAGUUCAGAAUUGGGCUGCCUGUGUAAAUGCAGCCUUCUCUCUCCAUUUAUAUUGAUGUGAUGUUUUGUUAAUUUGUAUUUAUUCAAAUCUGUUAAUAUGUGAAUGAAACAAUGUGUGAUAGGGAUGGGCAGUGUGUACCUUCUGGUUAUGUUAUUUGAAAGUACAUUCUUUUUAUAUGAACAUAUUAAAGCUUUCUGCCCACUGUA